AUGUCUGUCUUUUUCAAAGAGAUAUCCACAGAUAACCCCAUCCGCGAGGGGGAUGUCGAGAGGAUACUUGAACCGCUUGGCGUGACAGUCAAAGAAGGAGAGUCCCGAGACUACCAGACUCUUCUAGCCGCGGUUCACGACUGCGCUGAGCAUGUUUUGCAACUCCCAGACUACCAGCCCUCUCCCGACUUCGAUCGAUAUCCUCGGCUCGACCUAAAUCGCCCUUCCGAAAAAGAACAAGCAUUUGGCCACGCAUGGGCUCACCGAUUUCUAAUAAAGGGAAUCCAGUCGACGGCGUCAGAGCUGCGAGGGAAAUCAGUUUGCAUCAAAGACUGUAUUGCGGUCGCCGGUGUUCCUCAAUUCUUCGGUAGUGAUGCGUUUCCAGCAUGGACUCCGAGCACCGAUGCGGCUGUGGUAACACGGAUGCUGGACGCUGGGGCAGACAUCGUUGGCACAGCUACUUGUGAGCAUUUCUGCAACUCAACGGCCUCUUUCACGAGCGCUCAAGGCACAGUCGAAAAUCCACACAAAACGGGAUAUUCUGCUGGAGGGAGUACUUCAGGAGGGGCAGCUCUUGUAGCUGGAGGUCUCGUGGAUAUCGCCCUGGGUACUGAUCAGGGUGGAAGCAUCCGGGUUCCAGCGUCGCUUUGUGGUAUUGUUGGGUUGAAGCCUACCCAUGGACUCAUACCAUAUACCGGUAUUACCAGUGGGGACCAGAUUGACGACCACGCUGGCCCUCUCGCCCGGUCGGUCUCGGAGGUGGCCGCCAGUCUGGAUGCCAUGGCUGGCUAUGAUGGUAUAGAUGACAGGUCAUUGGGAUCUGCACCGCAUGGCUCUUUUCAGUUUUCCAAGUCACUGAAGGAUACUGAUGGGAAACUUGAUGGAUUCAAGGUUGGUGUUCUAGUCGAGGGUUACCAGAAUGAUCUCGUACAACCUGGUGUGAAGGCUAGAUUUCUGGACGCCAUCGAAAAGCUUUCGAUACUUGGGGCUCAGAUUGAAGAAGUAUCCAUCCCCUUGCACAAAGAAGGAGGAUCAAUAUGGACGAUCCAGCAGCGGAUAUCUGGGGCAUCUGGCAUCCUUGGCAACGCUAAUGGUCGUAGUGGUCUAUAUCUGACCGAAUUCGAACACGCUCGCCUCCCUUGGACUGCCCCUAACUUCGACCGACUCUUUCCGUCAACCAAAAACACAAUCAUCAACGGCAUCUAUCUCAUGAAAAGCUUCCCCGGUCUCUACGGAAAGACUGUCAACAUCGGCCGGCAGAUACGAGAUGCAUAUGAAUCGGCAUUUAAAAAAUAUGACGUGAUUGUUAUGCCAACAACCCCAUUUGUCGCUCCUCGACAUGGAGAUAGAGACUCGGUAUUGGGGUCAUUCGAGCCUAGUAUAGGUAUGACCACGAACACAGCUAUUUUCAAUGUCACAGGGCAUCCGGCAUUGUCAUUGCCAGUUGGUCUUGCUGCAGCACCAGACGAUGAGCAUUUGAUGCUGCCGGUCGGCCUACAAAUUGUGGGUGGUUUGUGGCAGGAAAAAGCAGUACUAAAAGUUGCACAUGCCUGGGAGCAGAAUUUUGAUUGGAAAGCCACCCCUGAGAGAAAUCUUUGCUCCAGCUCGGCUGACGAGACUUCUGAAGCUGUUCAAUGGAGUGAGCUUAGCGAGAAGGAACUCGCGGUUGGAAAUGCAGUAGACAUCAAGCCUCAGUUAGAGGUUGGGCAAAUCAAGAUGGUCGCUUAG
This is a messenger RNA of Clonostachys byssicola, 1728 nucleotides long. The record is from the annotation of a GenBank genome assembly. NCBI's taxonomy places the organism in Eukaryota, Fungi, Ascomycota, Sordariomycetes, Hypocreales, Bionectriaceae.